UCCGACUUCAACUACGAUCCCGCUCAAUCAAUGGCCUCUCUACCCCUACUCUCUCCUCUCUUCCCCCUCAACCAUCACACAACCAAGCGACCCAGGGUCAAAGCCUGUGCGGCGAGCAACGGGAGGCGGCCUUGGUGGACGCCGCUUUUUCACUCGGCUUUCACCGGGGAUCAUGGAGGAUCGGAGGAGCUGGAGACGACGGGAGAUUCUGUAGAAGAAGUGAAAGACGGAGGAUCGCCGGCGGCGAUCAGUUUCUCGGUGCUUACGCCGGAGAAGGCGAGGGUUCUGCGAAGGGAGUUGAGGGCGACGGAGACCUGGCAUGACGCCAUGUACCACUCCGCCAUCGCCUCACGCCUCGCAUCCCCGGAUCAAGCUUAGCGUCGCCGCGAUAUCUUUGUCUGCGCGGUGAUGGUUCUGUUAUUUUUCUAAUCGCUGUAAAGAAGCUUUUAUCUACUGUGCAGAGCAUCGUGUUCGUAAGGUAGGUUUGGAUUUUUCUUUCUUUCCCCCUUUUUUUUUGGGCCGGAGGAUGGAGAAAGUGGGAAUCUGUACUGCCUAUGUUAUGUAUGAAACCAUAUGUGCUUCUUCUCUGUGUGAACUGGUGCGAAUCGUUGUGUGCUUCUUCUCUUUGAAGUUGUGCAAAUCUGUUGCUCUAUGUAUUUUUAAUUAUAUAUAUUAGCUAUAUCCCAGAUCAAAA
This is a messenger RNA of Dendrobium catenatum, 694 nucleotides long. RefSeq lists its product as uncharacterized. Bases 31 to 378 code for a protein of 115 amino acids. The transcript has a single exon. NCBI's taxonomy places the organism in Eukaryota, Viridiplantae, Streptophyta, Magnoliopsida, Asparagales, Orchidaceae. The record is from RefSeq and is a predicted model, not a curated record.